AAGAUAGAAUGCCUGGAAUAAAGCAAACGCGUCCAAGGAACGCGGCUUAUUAAAUACAGGGCAUAUAAAUACGAUAUCUUUCUUGGUGCAAGCAAUCUAAUCCUUAAAUUACCAUCACCUAUCUUAAAACAGAGGCAGGGGUUUGCCCUGUGUUCACCGUUCCCAGAUAUACGUUUUUUCUAAAAUCUCUCACUCCUCCAACAGUGUUCAAUUUGUAAUUUCCAAGUUGAAUAAAGAUGGGAGGUGGAAAAUACAACAAUGAUGAAUCCAGUGACAAAGGGAUCUUUUCGCAUCUAGCUGGAUUUGCUGCUGGGCACUACCCACCUGGACAUUAUCCUCCACAAGGAUAUCCACCUCAGGGAUAUCCUCCACAAUCCUAUCCACCAGCUGGAUAUCCACCUCAGGCAUAUCCUCCUCCAGGCGGCCAUCCACCAGCUGGAUAUCCUCCCCCUGGUGGAUAUCCACCAGCACCCUAUCCACCACCUGGUGGAUACCCCCCGGCAGCUUAUCCUGGUCCAUCAGCUCCCUAUCAUCCAGCAGGGCCAGGACAUAGUAUAGGAUCAAUUCUAGCUGGAGGCGCUGCUGCUGCAGCUGCUGCUUAUGGUGCUAACCAUUUGGCACAUGGCGUUCAUCAUCAUAUGCCACAUAUGGGUGCCUAUGGCUAUGGCCAUGGUGGAAAGUUCAAGCAUGGGAAAUUUAAGCACGGAAAAUUUGGCAAGCGUUGGAAGCAUGGUGGCAAGUUCGGGAGGUUCAAGAAAUGGAAGUAAUAUUGUGGAUAUAGGCACCACCAGUGCUGGUUGAUUACAGGACCAAACACUCGUUACUGGCUUUGUAAUAAAAUUAUUCUUUAAGGCUCCUUUCUAACCAUCUGUUGACACUUCUUAUUUGUGGAACAAAUACCUUGUUUAUGUGAUUUGGUUUGCUUAUGCUUGCUUGACAGAUAUGAAUAUAUAUUUUUCAUCUUA
Molecule: messenger RNA, 965 nt
Organism: Ziziphus jujuba (common jujube)
Lineage: Eukaryota; Viridiplantae; Streptophyta; Magnoliopsida; Rosales; Rhamnaceae
Product: glycine-rich protein A3
Exons: 3
Coding region: 237-767 (176 amino acids)
Source: RefSeq, a predicted model, not a curated record